This is a messenger RNA of Teleopsis dalmanni, 492 nucleotides long. It is a transcript of the gene l(3)neo43, whose product is annotated as cytochrome c oxidase assembly protein COX16 homolog, mitochondrial. Gene Ontology annotation, biological process: mitochondrial respiratory chain complex IV assembly. Bases 42 to 344 code for a protein of 100 amino acids. Lineage: Eukaryota; Metazoa; Arthropoda; Insecta; Diptera; Diopsidae. The record is from RefSeq and is a predicted model, not a curated record. The transcript has 2 exons. Gene Ontology annotation, cellular component: mitochondrial inner membrane.
AAUUUUUGUUGUUAGUAUUCUUUUUUAAAUAAACAUUAGAAAUGUCAUUUUCUGCUAAAGUAAAUUAUUUUUUUAAACAAAAAUCUGUUAAGUACGGAAUACCUUUUUUACUAUGUAUAGUUGGCGGAUCAUUUGGACUUCAGGAAUUUGCAAAAUUGAGGUACCAAUUCUCAAAAACAAAACAGGUAACACCCGAAGACAUGAAAAAAUAUGGAGUUACUAUGAAAAAAUCUGAAGAAGUGACCUUAGAAAAUGAGUUUGAAAAAAUACAAACUAUUAAUAUUGAUGAAUGGGAAAAUAAACGUGGACCUAGACCGUGGGAGGAAAAUGAUUUAGCGAAGUAAAACUCGGCAACUUAAAUCAUAUUUUAUUCUUUUUACAUAUAUGUGGAAGUAAAAUAUUCGUAUGUUUAGGUUCAGAUAAAAUUAUUUUGUAAAUUUGGCUGUGAAGUAUGCUUUGUACAUAAUUAGUAAAUAAAAAAAUUUUCUUUAA